AGAGGUAGAGCAGUCGAAAUCGACUCGAGAUCAAGAGUUGUAGAGAAUGGCCUCAACUUCCUCAAGCUCUGCAAUGAAAACGCCAUUGCUGGAUUGGAGAUCAUGUUGGAGGAAUUCAUGGUUUUGGACAUGAUAGUCUACGAAGCGGCUCCGGGAGUUGAAAUUUCUUAUCAAGAGUUUUCUGAACUGGAUGAUCUGGCGAAGAUUGAACUCAUGAUGUCCGAGACGAAAGACGAAGACUUCCUGAGGAAUUUUUCAACUUGGCUGCGAUUUUAUUUUGACCACAACUCGGCCACCCGGACGGAUUUUGAAUCCAGGUUCGAGAUUUUGCGGAAAUUCGCUUUGAAGCUGUGUGAAAGCGACGUGGGGAAAGCUCGGAAAGUGAUCGAAGCGUGCAAGAAGGACCGUGGCUUCACCAUCCCAGACACGGACAAGUUCGCCGCCCUCGUCAUUGAAUGCGUGUAUGCCUGCGAACGUUGGGAAGACCUGCCCAAAGUCUUCAACAUGGCGGACACGUUGAACUCCCUGAUGGGAGCCACUGGGUCCCAGAGUUCCGGAUUCCCGCCCAUGAGUGCCAAGAUGCGACGGGAGGCGAGUCGAGCGGAUGAAGACCUGAAAGCUGCUGAUAUGACGACGAGUGUUGGAGUGCCACUGGUUCCGAGGCAUGUGGCCAGUUUGAGGGACGAUGCGGAACUCGUGAGGGAUUUGAUGGUUAAAAUUUGCCGGCUGCCGAUUUCCAGGAAACCUCCGUUUUCCAAAAUGGACUGGUUCAACCUGCUGCAGCAAAUCCAGAACAUUCGAAAGAUCGGUUUCCCAGAUGUCCUGACCCCCAAGGAAGUGUCGACCAUCUGGAUAAAAUCCUUGUUGGUGUCCAGCAACCAUGAUCUGAUAAGAAUCGCCGGGGACAGACUCAGUUCUGUUCCUGCAACUUCAGGUUCUGAUGAUGGCAAGCUUACUUACGCGGAAAGUGUGAAAUUGUGUUUGGAGGCCAGCAGGGAAUACCUGGACGCGUGUGCUUCUGCAACUGGGCCAAAUGUGGCUUUGGCUGCUGAAUGCCUGGCUCUUGUGGGGCCUGGCUCUUCUCCAGAAGUGGCCCGAGACAUGAAGCUUAUCGAAUCAUUGCCAGUAUUAUCGCAGUAUGGGGUCAAACUUCUUCCUGUGCAAAUUCGGUUGAAACCUGAUAAGUUGGACGUUAUCAGGGAGGUUUUACGGUCAGAUGUUUCUGCUUAUUCUAAGCCUCAAAAGGUGUUGGAUCUUGCUUUCUUGCUCGUGCCUCCUGCAAAUGCAGACGAUGAGAAGAAUAUUAAAGGAAAAGUGUUUACCAUUUUGGCGGAAAAGGCUUUUCAGGUGAAGGAUUUCUCUGUGUGCUCUGAUUUAUGCAACAUAUUGGCAAAAGAGCGACAUGCUGGUGGAUGGGAAGUUUGUGGGAAAUUCGGCUCGACUUUGUCCGACAUGAAAAUUGACGCAGCCCGUGCGCCGGGUUUGAGGGCCAAACUACUUUCCUUUGCCAUGGCCCACUGCCCCCCAGACAAGAUCCACGAAUACCUCCAGAAAAGUUCGCAAACGGAAGUCGACUUCAGCGAUGUCCUCAAACCCCAGGAUAAUGUCGAAUGGAAAGCGCCUCUAGAAGGGUCAGGAGAAGACACGAAGAAACUUCACUCACAUCCAUUGGAAACGCGAAAAUUUUGCGAAGAAGAGAGGCUUGCCGAAGUCCGUUAUCCCUGUUCAAAACGCGGCGCUGAUUUAGGUUGGGAUUUUGCCGUGGAUGCUGUGAGAACAGCUUUUGUGGACUUGAGACUUGGAAAUGACAUUCCUGAUGUUGAAUUCGUGAAGGGU
Molecule: messenger RNA, 1836 nt
Organism: Notodromas monacha
Lineage: Eukaryota; Metazoa; Arthropoda; Ostracoda; Podocopida; Cyprididae
Source: the annotation of a GenBank genome assembly